UGACCACGUGAGGUUGUCCAAUGUCGAAGCCCGGAUUGUACGAAAUACAAGCGCUAUAAAAACAAUUCACCGACUAAUGACUACCAAGUGGUGAAUACCGAGUAGAUUUUAAACGAGGAAAACUCGGUCCAUAAUAAUAAAAUAUAAUUUUUGUAAAUAAUAUUAAAUUCAGGAGCGUAGUGAUUGUGUAAAACAAGUCAUUGCAGAUAAACAGUAAAAACUAAAAACGGUGACAUAGCUGAUAUCGUCGUCGGCAUACGGCAAACGCAGUACGCACAUACGUACGUACGUCGUAGACGUACACGGCACACACGCGCUCGCGAACGGGCACGUUUUAAUUUAUGUUUUUUAUUUCGUAUUAGUGUUUUAAAUAAUAUACAAUUACAGCAGAGUAACUCGAAUGCUGAUCCGAUCAGUAUAUUAAUAAUAAUAGUUCCUAAACAAACGACUUCUCCCCGACUGCGGCGGAAGAUUAUUUCUCUUUCGGAUAAGUGCGCGAUCAGUUUUCCAUUGAUCCCGGAUUUCGUUAGUCGUCAAAGGCGUCGUCAAUUAUUGUUCUAGCAGCUAUUUCAAUCAAAAUAUCAACGUCGUUGCCCAGUUACCUUUUUAUUAAUUAUUUACUCGAUACAAAUCGUCUAGUAAUAUAACUGUUUAUUUCUGUUAGUUGUUAACAGUUACUACUAGGCACAAUACGUUUUUCAAAUCUUGGGUUUUGGUAAAUUAUCCUUGCUCGGAUGUUUGCGUAUUUCUUGUACCUGUAGUUGUUUUUGUUCUGUUGUAAUAAAUUUAUAUACCUAUCUAACAUUUUAUAUGUAAACACUUGCGCAUAGAUACUAAUAAAGACAACACUUGGCAAGUCUUAUCUUACCGCUUAGUUGUUUAAAUUGGCAAUUAUGUAUUCAGAUAUAAUAGAGUCACCAUCAAAAGAUUGUUUCUCCUUCAAUGAUCAGUCUUUAUCUUAUGAUAUGGCUGAGGUGAAUGAGAUUAAUAAUCAAGCUAAUUUGGAUUAUAUUUUUGAUUCAUACUAUUCGUCUGUAUCAAGAUGUAAUACAGGUUUUGAACUUCCAGAAGACUGUAAAAAUAUGAGUUUUUCAGAGCUAUUUGAUCAGGAAUUGUUUAGUACUCAUGAAAAUAAAGACUGUCAAAUCACAAUCAAAAUUGAAAAAGAAGAACCAUUAAAUGAAUGCUAUUCUACUGAUAAUUCUAUAGAUACUACUGGUAAUUCGAGUUUUGUAAAAGUAGAAGAAAAUAUUUCUUCCUCAUCAUUAUUACCAAAAAGUUUUGCUCCAAAGAAAGGUAUUAAUAGAACUUCUAUAAAAACAAUGGGAACUUCAGAUGUUGAACAUCUCAUUCAUAAUCCUUUUUGUGAAAUAGAAGAGGUUAAUAAUCACAUUUUGGGGAAUAUUAACCCAUCUAUUGUAAAAUGUGAAAUUGAAGAUGUUAAUGAAAAUGUUGAAAAAGGCAAUAAUACAAUUUCUAUUAACACUCCAGAUAAUUGUGUUAAACAUCUUUAUAAUCCUUUUUGUGAAUCAAAAGAUUUAAGCGAUAAUCAAAUUCCAGUUCAAGUACAAACACCAAUUAUUAAAUAUGAACCUAAAGAUAAAAUUGACAAUAUUGAUAAGAAACCUAUUGUUGAAGAAAUUAAUGUAAACCUUCAUUAUUCUGGCGAUAGUUCACCAAAUAAAUUUUAUAGCCACAAUAUGGUGAAAGAGGAAAAUAAUGUCAGUAAAUAUGAUUCACAAAAUGCAACUAAUAUUCAUAAUAUAGUAAAAGUUUCAGAUAGUGUUACUCCUUAUUCAUUAAAAAAUUCUUCUUCAAAGCAUCAACAAAUUAACAAAAUUUCUAUUAAAACUAUUGAAAAUUGUAAUGUUAAACAUUUUUACAAUCCUAUUUGUGAACUGAAAGAUUUAGAUGAUAAUGGAAUUCCACUUAAAGUUCAAACACCAACUUUAAAACAAAAACCUAUUGAUAAUAACAACACUGCUGAAGAAAUUAAUGUGAGCUUCCAGUCUGCUGAUGAUUCACAAACUGUAUUAAAUAGCCAGAAUAUGGUGAAAAAUAAUGUCAGUAAAUAUGGUUCAAAAAGUCCAAUUAAUAGUGAUAAUGUGGUGAAAGUUAUAGAUAAUGUUACUCCUUUGUUAUUAAAAAAAUGUAUUCCAAAAUAUCAGAAUGUUCCUAAAGUGUCUUUAAAAACUAUUAAUGAUAUGAAGUACCCUGUGUACAGUACAUCAAAACAUUUUAGUUCUAAUCAAGUGUCCGUUAAAGUUCAAACUCCAACUGUGAAAUUUGAACCUGAAAAUGUCAACGACUCUACAGAUAAACCCUUUCUUAAAAAGAAAGUGAAAUCAUGUUAUUCUGCUGAUAGUCGCAAUUUUGUAAAAGAUGAAGAUAGAGCAUCAUCUUUAUUAUUAAAAAAUUCUACUUCUAAACAUCAAGUUAGUAAUAAAAGGUCUAUAAAAUCUGUUGAAAAUGGUGGAGUUAAACGCAUUGCACAUAAUCUUCAUUUUGAACAAAAAAAAGUUGGUAAUGAUCAAAUUUCAGUGAAAGUUUCAAAGCCUGUUAUAAAAUGUGAACCUCAAAAUUUCAAUAAUACUAGUGAAGAAAAUGUUAAGAUGAUAAUAAAUCCAUAUUAUUCUACUAAUGAUUUACAAAAAACUGCUGAAAGUCAUAACUUGGCAAAAAUGAAUGAAAUUAUUUUACCUUCUAAUUCCAAUUCUAAUAUUAAAAACCCUGCAGUAUACAAUCUUGAUUAUAAACCUAAAGAUCUAGGUAAUUUGACUUCGGUAAAAGGUAAAAUGCCCAUUAUAAAAUGUGAAACUGAAAAUAAUAGCAGUAUUCAACAUAACAUUAUUGAAAAUAAUUUAAAAUCUAAAAAAAAGACAAAAUCUGUCAAUCCAAAAAGAAUUCAUUCUGUUGAUUUAAUUGAUGGAAAUACAGAAAACCAAGAAGGGAUCAUAAGAAAACCGAAAACUAUUGUAUCUUCUACAAAAACCGUGGAUAUAGAUACUCAAACCGAUAAAAAAAAAAUUUCUUGGGAAGAAUUUAGAGCUAAAAGAGAAAAAAUGGGUUUGAUAAAUAUUUCAGAAAUUGGAGAAGAGCCUGGUACAGAUGUUGUUACAGAAGAUGAUGAUAAAUUGAAAGCAAUGAAAGAAGAGUUUGAUAGAACCACAGCUGAACAUUUCACUAGUCAAAAAAGAAAGAUUAAUGAUAAAGAAGAUGAAACUAUUACUGCUAAGGAAAUAAACAACGAAGAAGAAGAAUUGAAGAAAAAGCGCAUGAAAAUUGAAUACAUUAAAAAACUUCUACCAUCAUCUUUUGCAUCAGAAAUUGCUAAGACCUCGAGUUUGAUGAAAGGCAGUUUAGUAGAGGAUAACGAUAAUGAAAAUACUUCUGAUGAUUCGACAUUGUCCAGUGAUAAAACACAAGGAACAUAUUUAAACACACAUGAUAAGUUUCAAAAAAAAGGCUACCAAUCUAGAAUGCAUUCUGCUCACCGUGUUUUAUCUAGAUCUGAUUAUAAUAAUAAAAGUAGCCGCUCGUCAUCAUCUAGUUCAGAUGAUUAUUAUAAUCGUAAUAGAACUGAUGUUCCUUCACAAGGAGUACAAUAUAGUCAAACUGCACGAACCACUCUCCAAAGACCUAAAGAUCAGAAAAGGGUGGUAUAUGUUGGACAGAUACCAAUCAAAUUUGGAAAACGUUACUUAUACAAUCGGUUCAAGGAAUUUGGUACAAUACAAUCUUUAACACUUCAUAAAAAACCAGACUUCCGUGUUUAUUAUGCAUUUGUAACAUAUUCUGAGAAUUUAGAGGCUGAUCGUGCUAUUAAUCAUGGAAAUGAUGAUGAAAGCCAAGUCCAAUUGGAUAUUAGAUUUGGUGAACGGAAACAAACUCAAACUCCUUAUUAUGAUUUAGAUGAUGAAUGGUUAACCGACUGGUAUGGUUACAAACAACCUUUAGCACCAGUAGUAAAAACAGAAGAUAUUGAAAAAGUGUCUUUUGAAGAAGAAUUGCAAGAAUUUUAUAAGCUUUCUCAAAUUAAAAAGUUAAAUCAAAAGUCUUCUCAAGCCUCUUGACAUAAAUUUUUUAUUUAUUUCAUCUUAUAGUGUUGGAAUAAAAAUGUAAUAAAUAUUGUUAUAAUUUUUCGUA
Messenger RNA from Melanaphis sacchari, 4146 nucleotides. RefSeq lists its product as uncharacterized. Bases 894 to 4073 code for a protein of 1059 amino acids. The transcript is spliced from 13 exons. The record is from RefSeq and is a predicted model, not a curated record. Gene Ontology annotation, cellular component: nucleus. Gene Ontology annotation, molecular function: RNA binding; transcription factor binding. NCBI's taxonomy places the organism in Eukaryota, Metazoa, Arthropoda, Insecta, Hemiptera, Aphididae. Gene Ontology annotation, biological process: positive regulation of transcription by RNA polymerase II.